ACAUGGCGGACGCAAGUCAAUACAGUUACUCAACAUCAGCAGGGCAGCCAGCCAGCUACUCCUACGGGAGUUAUGGCACAUCAACAGAUGCCAGUUCUUACCAACAACAACCACCUGCUGCAGCAACUUAUGGACAACAGCAACCUGCAGCCUAUGGUCAACAAGGAUAUGCCGGCUAUGAUCAGAGUGCCUAUUCACAGACCCCACAAUCUGCAGCCACAACUCAACCUGCUUCAUAUACUGCACCAGAAAGCUAUGGUCAGAGUUCAACAGGACAAGCUCCAGCUUAUGGAUCAUACGGACAACAGAGCUACACACAGCCUGCCAGCACAGACUACAGUCAGUCUCAAACAACACCUUCUUACUCAUCAGGUUCAUAUGGAGAUCAACAGAGUUACGGUUCAUCUUCCUACGGUGACAGCUCACAACAGUCUUAUGGUCAGCAGUCAGGUUACCAGCAACAGCAGCAGCCACCAGCAACAAGUCCAACUGCUUCCUAUGGCCAGCAGGGCUAUGGAGGUAGCCAGCAGUCAUCGGGGGGUUAUAACUCUGGCAGCAGUGGCGGGGCUGGUGGGUCAAGUUAUGGUGGGGGAUCAAGCUAUGGAGGGGGGUCACAGUCAGGCUAUGGAGGUGGUGGCGGAGGCAGCGGCGGUGGUUCCUAUGGUGGCCACGGAGGCAGCUCAUAUGGAUCAGGCAGGGGCGGUGGCAGCUCAUAUGAUGACAGACGCAACAACAGAGGCGGAGGUGGUGGAUCAAGCUAUGGCGGAGGUCGCGGAGGGUACAACAAAAGUUAUGGUGGUGGAAGGGAUGAUGACAGUGGCAGUGGACGUCCAGAGAUGGAGCAAAUGAUGGACACCAUCUUUGUGUCAGGAUUUGGAGAGGAGGCAGAUGAAGAGGCUCUUGUUAAUCACUUUGGAAGCAUUGGUGUCAUCAAGACUGAUCGUAGGACUGGCAAGCCUAAGGUAUGGAUCUACAAGGACAAAAUUUCAGGGAGACCUAAGGGUGAGGCAACCAUUACCUACGAUGAUGCAGAGUCUGCCAAGGCAGCCAUCAACUGGUUCAAUGAAAAAGACUUCAACGGAAAGACAAUCAAGGUUGAGAUUGCGGAGAGGAAAAUCAACCCCAUGGGGAUGAGAGGAGGCCGUGGAGGUCGAGGUGGUUUCCGUGGCGACCGCGGUGGUGGUGACCGUGGUAGAGGAGGAUAUGGCGGUGGCCGUGGAGGCGGUGGUGGAGGUGGUUCAGAGAGGUCUGGAGACUGGGUAUGUGAGGAAGACGGUUGCAGCAACAAGAACUUUGCUUGGAGAAACUCGUGUAAUCUGUGUAGUAGUCCUCGACCAGAUGGUGGAGAUGACGAUGGAGGAUUCCGUGGACGUGGGCGUGGAGGUUUUGACAGAGGAGGUCGUGGAGGAUUUGACAGAGGACGAGGUGGCCCCAGAGGUGGUGGCCGUGGGGGAUUUGGGGGUGAUAGAGGUGGUCGUGGAGGAUUUGGAGACCGCGGAGGAAGAGGUGGAUUUGGUGACAGAGGCCGAGGUGGGCCAAGGGGUGGACGUGGUGGAUUUGGUGACAGAGGACGUGGAGGAUUUGGUGACCGAGGGGGAAAAGACAGAAUGGACCGUGGAGACAGAAGACCAAAACCAUACUAGAGGGAGGAAAUAUGGAGAGAUGUGACUAUGUUUGUUACUGUGACAGGAGCUGUGUAACCCAAGCUAUAGACAUUGUACAAAUCACACAACAUUACAGCAUUGUCAGUAAAGUUUGCCCUAGUAACUGUUUCAUGUCUGUUUUGAAAUAGAGGCUGUUGUCUGUAAAAUAAAGACUGUUGUCCAAAGACAGUAAUGGAACUUAGGAAGGUAUCAACAUUCACAGAAAAUAUCACUCAGUACAAGAUUGUUGUCCUUUUUAAAAGUUUUAUUGCAAUUUGUAUUGUUUGUUUACCUAAUAUUCAUCUUGAGAGAUCAGUGAUAUCAUGUGUCAUGAUUUUAGAAAAUAAACAUCAUUGUCAACCCAUAGUUAUUAA
Messenger RNA from Ylistrum balloti, 2017 nucleotides. RefSeq names its product RNA-binding protein FUS-like. Gene Ontology annotation, biological process: regulation of DNA-templated transcription. Gene Ontology annotation, cellular component: nucleus. Gene Ontology annotation, molecular function: transcription coregulator activity; RNA binding. The record is from RefSeq and is a predicted model, not a curated record. Lineage: Eukaryota; Metazoa; Mollusca; Bivalvia; Pectinida; Pectinidae. Bases 3 to 1643 code for a protein of 546 amino acids. The transcript has 14 exons.